This is a messenger RNA of Strongylocentrotus purpuratus (purple sea urchin), 1526 nucleotides long. RefSeq names its product amiloride-sensitive sodium channel subunit beta-like. Bases 1 to 1113 code for a protein of 370 amino acids. The transcript has 10 exons. Gene Ontology annotation, molecular function: ligand-gated sodium channel activity. Gene Ontology annotation, biological process: sodium ion transmembrane transport. The record is from RefSeq and is a predicted model, not a curated record. Gene Ontology annotation, cellular component: membrane. Lineage: Eukaryota; Metazoa; Echinodermata; Echinoidea; Camarodonta; Strongylocentrotidae.
AUGGGUGCUGUCAAAGACUGGAAGUCUCGUAUCGCUUCACCUUCGUUCUAUGUCAUGGAAUCUGUGGAUUACGAGAAACGUCGUAUUCGAGUAGAUGCUCUCGCCAAUGAGACUCUAGAAGAGCGGGUUUCUCUGGGUCAUAAGUUGGAUGAUAUGCUACUUGAUUGCUCCUGGAAAGGCAAACCCUGCUCGCCCGAAAAUUUUACAAAGUUUUACGACUCCCAACUGGGAAACUGUUACACCUUCAAUUCUGGACAAAACGGGGAACAAUUAACCACCACCCGACCAGGCUCUAAGUACGGUCUUUCUCUGGAGCUGUUUGUGCAGCAGGAUGAGUACGUAGAAGGUAUGACAGAAGAAGCAAGUUUUAGGGUCAGCGUCCACCAUCCUUCCAUCAUGCCAUUCCCUGCAGAAGAUGGCGUCUUGGUGUCCCCAGGUUUCGCCACUGCCAUUGCAUUUAUCAAGCUCGAGCUGGAUCGAUUACCGAAACCCUAUGGAGAUUGCAAGGCAGACCUGUCAACGGAUAUUGAGGAUGAUAUUUACCAUCAACAUUACAACAUCACAUACAACAUGAAGACGUGUGAAGUGAGUUGCUUCCAAAAUGAGGUGAUAAGUAGAUGUGAUUGCUUUGACGCAACGUACCCAAACUCUCUUAAAGUCAACCGUACCGUCUACCCAUGUGAAUAUAACAAUCGAGUUGAAAACAAAAAUCUCUCAUUCCCCCAUUACAGUGAAAUUACACAUUUGACAAGUGUCAGUUGUUCCACCUGGCCUUCAGAUGCUUAUGAGUCUACGCUAUUUGAAAAGAUGGUGGAGUAUAAUGCAGAAAUUCGGAGGUAUGUCAAUCGUGAAAACACUGCAGAGUGGACUAGGAGGAAUAUGGCUAAAUUGGAGAUAUUCUACGAUGAGUUUAAUUAUGAACACAUCCGACAAGAACCAGCAUACAGGAUUGCCGAUCUUCUGAGCGAUAUUGGCGGGCAGCUUGGCCUCUGGGUUGGUCUCUCAAUCAUCACUAUAUUCGAGUUUUUGGAAGGCGCUUGGCUCAUUCUCGCUUUUUUCUGUUCUCGAUUUUGGAACAAGAUCAGACAAGGCAAAGUCUACCCUAUGACCUAGACCACGUGAUAGUUCCCCGCACCUUAUCGGGUUGUGUUUGAUAGUAGUUGUCGACGUGAUCAAUCAACUUAUGAUGACGGAGUACCCACGAUCCUGAUGGGAUAAUAAGAAUUAAAUGAUAUCUAUAAAAGUUUCUAAGCGCAUUACCAUAGGAUAAUAGGCGUCUCGAACUAGCAAAUAAAUUUGCCAAAUCAGUUUUAACCUCCCCUGAUCAUCGCCAUCUCUUGCCACAAAGUAGAGAAUCAAUCACUGGUCGCAAUCUUCGGAACUCUACACACAUGACAUUACCUCGUAUACGAACUCAAAGACGCAUGCUUUCUCCCAUUCCUUACUUCAAAAACCUUCUGAAUUCAACUUCUUAGUUAUGCCCUCAUUGGCCCGAAUUCACUAAGGAGGUUUGUCGUCAAACCUCG